UUUUGCACCACAACUCCAAGUCCCAUCUCUUUAAGAAACAAACAUUCCAAAUGCACUGGAUCAGAUCGAUCGUCUCAAAAUCAAAAUCAAAAUCAAAAUCAAAAUGGAAGAUGACAGGGACUGAAGAAAGGAAGGAAGGAAGGAAGGAAGGAAGGAAGGAAGGUAAUUGGAUAGCCUGCGCCGUUUUUAAUUAGGCAUCACCAUUGCUACAUGAAUGGGCCAUGAGCGACUCGCAUGCCGACUCCUGGGAAGAGAGAGCUCAGUCCCACUGGCGCUUCCGACUCUCCUCUCUCGUCUCCCCGGAGGCAGCGGCGGCCGACGCCUCCGACGCCAUCGGCGCAGUCGAGUUCGACCCCACCGGUCGACUCUUGGCCACCGCAGGCAUCGCUAGAAAGAUAAGGUUGUACGGUCUCGCUGCUCUGCUGCCUCCGGCCGACCAAUCCGAGCCGCACGCCGCUGUGUCUGAGCGCUCCGCCGCCUGCCGGCUCUGCAUCUGCGCGCCGGCCAAGCUCAGCAGCCUGCGGUGGCGCCCCGGGUCCGACGGCCGCGUCAUCGGGUCCGGCGACUACGACGGAGUGGUCACCGAGUACGACGUGGAGCGGAACGCGGUGGUGCUGGAGCGCGACGAGCACGGCGGCCGCCGCGUCUGGAGCGUGGACUACUCCGCCAGCGGCGACCUGGGCGCCUCCGGCUCCGACGACGGCACGGUGCAGCUGUGGGACCCGCGGUGCGGCGGCAGCGGGCGCGCGGCUGCCGUCAUGCGCGCCGGCGGGCCGGUCUGCGGCGUGGAGUUCGACCCGGAGGGCGGGCCGUGGGUCGCGGCGGGCAGCGCCGACCGGCGCGCGUACGUGUUCGACGCGCGGGCGGGCGCGGCGGGGCCGGUGGCGACUCUCGGCGGCCACGAGCGGGCGGUGACGUACGCGCGGUUCGCGCAGGGCUGGCGCCGCCUGGUCACCUCGGGCACCGACGGCACGCACCGACUGUGGGAAUGGGAGCAGGGGAGGCAGGUGCGGGCGUACCGCGGUCACUCCAACGCCCGGAGCUUCGUCGGCAUGUCGGUGUGGCGCGGCGCCGGCCUCAUCGGAAGCGGCUCGGAGAGCGAAGAGGUUUUCGUCUACGACCUCCGCUGGGAAGACCCGAUUUGGGUGCAGGGAUUUCGGCGGCGGAGGCACGAAAGCGGAAGCUCCGGGAAUGGGUUCGUAGGGGCGGUGAGCUGGAUGCAGCUACCGUCGGACGGUGAACCCGGCGCGCUCGCCGCCGGAGCGUCGGAUGGAACCUUGCAAGUGUUUGUCACGAUGAAGAUAUCAAAUUCUUACUGAUCGAUCGAUUUUUUUUUUUUUUAAUCUUUUGUGUUCUUCAUUACAAUCAAGUAAAAGGUGAUUUCUUUCC
This is a messenger RNA of Zingiber officinale, 1389 nucleotides long. Its product is annotated as WD repeat-containing protein RUP2-like. Gene Ontology annotation, biological process: response to UV-B. The coding region runs from base 222 to 1319 and encodes 365 amino acids. The transcript has a single exon. Gene Ontology annotation, molecular function: protein binding. Lineage: Eukaryota; Viridiplantae; Streptophyta; Magnoliopsida; Zingiberales; Zingiberaceae. The record is from RefSeq and is a predicted model, not a curated record.